AUGGAUAAAGUUAACUAUUGCACUAUUUGCAAAAAACAGUUUAAAAUGCUUAAAAAUUUAAGACAGCACUCGAGAAAGUUUCAUCCAGAUAAAGUAGACGAUCUUGCCCCUUUAAAAGCACUGAAACUGAAACAUGUCGCAAAAUGCAACGAGUGCAAUACAAAAUUUAUAAAAUACUCUGGCUUGAAGCGGCACGUUUUAAAAUUUCACAAAGAUAAGUUUCACGACCUCGUUAAACCCAAACAUUACAAUUACACUUGUGAACAAUGUCAAAAACAUUUUAAUCACAUAAAGAAUUUCAAAUACCAUUGCAAAACUCAUAAUACCCAUGACCCAGACAAGGGCCUUAUGUGUAAACUAUGCGCAAACGAUUCCAAAUACUCAAAAAUAUCUGAUUUAUUUGAACAUUAUCACGAAACACAUGAUGUAGCUAUUGUUAUCGAAUCACACGAUUUUGCUAAUCUACAAGAAUUCGCCAAAUGGAAAAAAGAUGAAGAAUCUAAAAUAAAUGGCUUAUUUGUUAUCGCUCAUGGAAGCGAUAAAACUGAAGGUUACACUAGAACCAAAUACGUUUGUGAUAGAUCAGGUAUUUUCAAAAGCAGAAGCACUGGCUUGAGACGUAGAAAAUCUAAAAAAAUUAACGGAUAUUGUCCUGCAGAAAUGAUUGUCAAGAUAAUUGAUGGAAAAUAUGAUGUUACAUUUUUGAGGACUCAUAUAGGACAUGAUACUAAUCAGAAAUUAGUUGAAACAGAAGACAAAUCUCGAGACAAAUCUAAUUUAGUUGGCGAGGAAAAUGUAGCUUGUGAAGUACUAGUUGGUUUUUCGGACAACACAAAACAAAUCCAAUUUUUAGAGAAAAAGGAAAAUUUCAAGCUAAAAAUGUCAAAAAUUAUCGAUAGCCUUGCUUGCGACAAAGAAUUAGAUAUAGCAAUGGAAAUUAUGGCACCUUUAGAAUCUACUUUAACUGUUUUUAGAAAUUUGAUGAAUGAAAGUGACAUGGAAACAUAA
Molecule: messenger RNA, 1008 nt
Organism: Ceutorhynchus assimilis (cabbage seed weevil)
Lineage: Eukaryota; Metazoa; Arthropoda; Insecta; Coleoptera; Curculionidae
Source: the annotation of a GenBank genome assembly